This is a messenger RNA of Cavia porcellus (domestic guinea pig), 4588 nucleotides long. It is a transcript of the gene Ccdc40, whose product is annotated as coiled-coil domain 40 molecular ruler complex subunit. The coding region runs from base 473 to 3931 and encodes 1152 amino acids. Gene Ontology annotation, biological process: axoneme assembly; heart looping; epithelial cilium movement involved in determination of left/right asymmetry. The record is from RefSeq and is a predicted model, not a curated record. The transcript has 20 exons. NCBI's taxonomy places the organism in Eukaryota, Metazoa, Chordata, Mammalia, Rodentia, Caviidae. Gene Ontology annotation, cellular component: cilium; cytoplasm.
UCCCCGCGCUCCGGGCCACUGCCCAGUCCCUGGCCGCGCGCCCAAGCCUCCAGCCUCCGCCCCAGACCGGAGCGCCGCGCCCCAGGCGACCUCGGGGCUCUUAGUGCGCCCUCAGCCUCUCGGUGGCGCCCUCUGCGUUUACGUUUUUCGUGUUUGGGGGUGGAAGAAAGGACACCUGGAAGAAGGCCCUGGUGUCGCUUCUCCACCAGGGAUUUCCUGCGGGACGCCUCGGGAUACGACACCGAGCCACUCACGCCCCCCACGCUGCCUGCCACCCUCGGGCCCGUAGCAGUCUUGGGGGUCCCCAGGGUCACACAGUGCCAGACGCACGUAGUCACUGUUGUCUCCUUAAUAGAAACUGAGACCAAGCGGGCGCAGCUCGGCCGCAAAUAGCGAUGGGAAAAGCACCGAUGUGUGCUGAAUCGUAUUCACGGAUUUCCCUGCUUUGCUCCACACGCACGGGAAUAGCACAAUGGCCGCGCGCCCGCCUGGGUCCCCACUGCCCGAAGUCCCCGCCCCUCCGGAUGUUGACGGCGUCUCCUGGCAACGGGAGAUGGCGCAGCAAGGCGACCCCGCUGGAGGGCCUCCCCAGGAAGGCAGAGCGACUUUGGAAGGAGCAGAGGGGCCCAGCGAUGAAGACCGUGCGGUGUCACCACUGGAGCACAGUGAGCGGAAGAGUGAAGAGGCCGUGGAUGCCUCAGGCCCUUCUGCAAGAGAAAUAGUGGGAGUAGAAGCAGAAGCAGCCCAGGAUGGGGCCAUUUUGGCUCCAGGGGAGGCUGCUGGUGAAGGGGACCCUGAAUCCACCCAGAAGGAGGAAACCGAAGAAUUUGGAUCUGAGACAGACACUGUAUCUCUUGAAGAUCAAACAAGUUCAGAGCUCCUGCUUUCAGAUGGUAGCCCUCAGGAAGUGCCAGGGGGUGACUCUGGCUCUGUGUCUCAGUACCAAGCUGGUGAUGAUUUCUCCCAAGAGGCCAGGCCACUGGAACCAAAAGUCUCUGGAGAACCACUGCAGUCCCUAGAUCCAGAUGCUUCAGGAUCAACAGCAGACCCCUUGUUGUUCUUGCCACAGAGAUCCCAGAGAAACUCACUGGAGAAAGCCUUUCCCGUGGACUUACAGCAAGGCUUCAGACUGGACCGAGGGAGCAGCAUGGCGCCCUCAGAUGAGGAAGAGCUCUCCCUGAGCCCACAGGAACCCUUUGAGCAAGAGGACUCUGAAGCCCACUCUCGGGAGGCAGUGUUGCUGGACCAGGCCCAAGAGUUAAGCCCUGAAGAAGGGACUUCGGUGGAGAGACUGGAGUCCGAGAGUGACGAGGCGGAGGAUGAGGGAUCCCAGCUGGUGGUUUUGGACCCAGACCACCCCCUGAUGGUCAGAUUCCAGGCGGCCCUGAAGAGCUUCCUGAACCGCCAGAUAGACAAGCUGAAGCUGGAGCUUCAGGAGUUGGAGGUGGCCAACAAGCAACGCCGAGCCCAGCGUCAGGAGCUGGGUGUGAAUCUCUAUGGGGUCCAGCAGCACCUGGCUCGCCUGCAGAUGCAGCUAGGGAAGAGCCAGGACCAGCACUCCAUCGUCGCCAGCGAGAGGCGACAGAAGGAAGAGGAGCUGCAGGAGGUGCGCGCGCUCUACAACAAGACCUGGACAGCCGCCAACGAGGAGCAGAAGAAACUGGUGGCCCUGCAGACAGAGAUGGAGAACCUGGCCCUGCACCUCUUCUACAUGCAGAACAUUGACCAGGACCUGCGUGAUGACAUCUGCGUGAUAAAGCAGGUGGUGAAGAAAGCUGAGAUGGAGAAGAUGCGGGCAGAGGUGGAGAAGAAGAAGCAGGACCUGUUCGUGGACCAGCUCACCACACGGGCCAACCAGAUGGAAGACAACAUCUCUUUAUUGGAGGCUCAGUACAUUGCCCAGGCUGAGGAUACCCAGCUUCUAAGGAAAGUGGUGAGCGAGGCCUCCACAGAAAUUGACACCAUCAACUUGGAGAAGAAGCGCAUCCUGCAGCAGUGGGCCACCAGCCUGGCAGGCAUGAAGUACCGUGACGAGGCGCACGGGGCCAUCCUGGAGGCGCUCAGGGAAUGUGAGCACCAAGCCAAGUCCAUCGAUGGUGAGAUAGAGGCCUAUAAGAAGUCCAUCCUAAAGGAGGAAGAGAAGAACGAGAAGCUGGCCAGCAUCCUGAACCGGACCGAGACAGAAGCCAGCCUAAUGCAGAAACUGACCACACAGUGCCUGGCCAAGCGGGAGGCCUUGCAGGAGGAGUUCAACACCUAUCAGCUCACCUUGCAGAACACGGAAGACAACCUGAACAAGGGGCUCCACGAGCACGCAAUGGUCACGAGUGAAUUGCAGAUGGUCCGCCAGGCUGUCCACUCUGAGCAGGACCUGCGGCACAAGCUGGAAGCCUCCACCAUUAGCAAGCUGCAGGAGCACACAACCUCCAACAAGAUGACCAAGUACUUCCACAAGCUCCUCCUGAAGCUCCAGAAGGAGAAGACCAACAUGGUGACACAUCUUUCCAAAAUUGAUGGGGACAUUGCGCAGACCACCCUGGACAUUACCAACAUCAGCUGCAGGCUGGACAUGCAUCAGAAGACCCUGGCAGAGCUGGACCAGGAGGUGAAGAAAGUCAACGACCUCAUCACCAACAGUGAGAACGAGAUCUCGCGACGCACCAUCCUGAUCGAGAGGAAGCAGGGCCUCAUCAACUUCCUCAACAAGCAGCUGGAGCAAAUGGUCUCUGAGCUGGGGGGAGAAGAAGUAGGACCCCUGGAGCUAGAGAUCAAAAGGCUGACCAAGGUGACCGAGGAGCACAGCGCCAAGGUGACUCAGGCCCAAGUGACCUGGCUCCGCCUACAGCAGGAGCUGGUCAAGGUCACGCAGGACCGUGAGGAGCAGCUGGUGUCCCUGGACGAGCUCAAGAAGGAGGUCCACGUCUUGGAGCAGAAGAAGCUCCGCAUGGAGAGGAAGAUAGAGCAGGAGAGGAGAGAGCAGAAGGAGAUUGACCAGCACAUGAAGGACCUGGACCACGACCUGAAGAAGCUCAAUGUGCUGCUGAGCAAAAACCGGUGCAGCUCGGAGGAGCUGCAGCACAGCAACAUGGUGACUGAAACAGAGUUCGUUCGUGAGCUCAAGGCUGCAGAGAGGGAGACCAUUGAGAUGCAGGAUAAGCUGAACCAGCUCUGCGAAGAGAAGGCCACCCUCCUGAACGGCCUGGUGGAGGCAGAACACCAGAUCAUGCUUUGGGAGAAAAAAAUCCAGCUGGCAAAAGAGAUGCGUGCCUCGGUGGAUUCCGAUGCCAGCCAGAUGGAAAUCCACGCCAUGAAGGCGGAAAUCCACAGGAUGAAGGUCAAGCACGGGCAGCUGCUGAAGCAGCAGGAGAAGAUGAUCCGGGACAUGGAGAUGGUGGUGGCCCACAGAGAGACCAUCAUAACCCAGGCUGAAGGGCAGAGCAAGAUAAGUAAGAAGGUGCUCACCCGGACUGACUUCCACCACCAGCAGAUGGAGCUGCAGCGGAAAAUCAAGGAAACCCACAAGGCCACUGAGCAGUGCAACAACACCAUCUCGGACCUGGAAGAGGCUCAAAAACUGCUGAACAGCUCCCUCUUGGAAAAACAGGAAAAGCUGUCCGGGUUGCAGGUGGACACUGACAAGCUGGAAGCCGACAUCAGGCGGCUCACAGCCCUCAAGCGACAGAACCUUUCAGAGAUCGUGGCCCUACAGACGCGCCUCAAGCACCUGCAGGCUGUGAUGGACGGGAAGUACACGUUCCUGUUCCGCUCCCAGAAGUCCAUGAUGCUGGAGCACAAGCGCCUGGAGGGCCGGCUGGCUCUGCUGAGCACAAUCUUGGCCCACAUACAAGAGGAGCACCCCGAGUUUCAGGAGGCCCUGCAUCCCAUCAGCUUGAAGAUCACCAGCAAGCUGGAGUCCCUGGGGCCGUCCUAGAAAACACCCAAAUCCUCCCCAACCCCGCCACUUUCAGGACCCGACCCUGAAGAAGGCCACCAGAAUUCCAAGAGGUCUCAGGGACUUGGGGUCUGUGUGCCCUUGGAAGGACACCACUUAUGGGAAAUCAACAGGCUGGCCCCGAGGAAUUAUUUCUCAGCCACUCAGUUUAAACCAAGUAGAGCCUGCCUGUCACCUUUCCAUCCGUAGAUCCGAACCUUCACACUUCCGCUGGGGUGGGGGGACAGACUGAGGACUUCUGCAAGUAAAAUGCAGUGGGUGGUGCCUCCCCUGUGCCUCUUGUGGGCACAGGAGGCUGCUUGAUUCGCAGCACUCUCCUAAGGACACCACUGAGGGCCCCAGCCAACUGUCAGGCACCCCAUGUCCUCUCCCCCGCCCCCACUUGCCCAGAAUGCAAGACCUCAGGGCUCCCCAGGAAGCUGAGGACUGUGCCUGUGCUGUACGCUGCUCCUGGAGGUUGUGACCCGCCUUCAGCAAGCUGGGGCCUUUCCCCGCCUGCCAGCCUCUCUCUCCUCCCACACGCUGGCUUCUUCCGGAGGCAGUUACCCCACGGCUUCUCCCAAGCUGAAAGAUGAAAUGUUUCACGAAAGAACUUCAGUGUCAAACUCUGGAGCAGAAUAAAUGCCUCUUCCUGAA